AUGGCGGGCAACUGCACACAGCAUGUAACGACAAAAGAUGUCGUCGAAACCUACGAGAGAAAGGCGCAAAGCCUCAAAGCGACGCUGUCCGUAGAAGUUUCGUUUGAGAAUGUCCAUGCAACAGAUCGCGCGGAUUUCAUCUUCUACUCGAACCGCAUUAUACGAUUGCUAGUGGAGGAAGGCUUGAAUCACUUACCAGUGAUAGAGCACGACAUCACCACACCCGUCGGCCGUGUCUACAACGGACUUAUGUUCCAGGGAAAGAUUUGUGGCGUCUCCAUUAUGAGAGCUGGCGAAGCAAUGGAACAGGGCUUGAGAGACUGCUGCCGGUCCGUUCGCAUCGGCAAGAUCCUGAUCCAGCGCGACGAAGAUACCGCGCAGCCCAAGUUGUUCUAUGACAAAUUGCCCGAGGAUAUUGCUGACCGUUGGGUCAUGCUUCUUGAUCCCAUGUUUGCCACAGGUGGCUCGGCCAUCAUGGCUGUCCAGGUCUUAAAAGCGAAGGGCGUGCCCGAGGACAGAAUCUUAUUCCUCAACUUGAUUGCCAGCCCUGAGGGUAUCAACAACUUCGUAGAAAAAUUCCCUCGGCUUAAAGUGGUGACGGCAUUUAUUGACGAGGGCUUGGAUGAAAAAAACUAUAUCGUUCCUGGUCUAGGCGACUUUGGUGAUCGCUUCUAUACCAUGUAG
Molecule: messenger RNA, 684 nt
Organism: Cordyceps militaris CM01
Lineage: Eukaryota; Fungi; Ascomycota; Sordariomycetes; Hypocreales; Cordycipitaceae
Product: uracil phosphoribosyltransferase
Exons: 5
Coding region: 1-684 (227 amino acids)
Source: RefSeq, a predicted model, not a curated record